GAUUGUGAAGAUGUCCAGUCCCAAUCUGAACAUUGUGACCUUACUGGGCAGUUGUCUGACCUACAGCAGUGCAUACCUCUUUGGGAUUCAAGACGUUUUAGUGGGGAGUUCAAUGGAAACUGUCAUUCAGACAAGACUAUCCAUGUUGUGCAUUGGGACUUCGCUUGUGUUUGGCCCCAUUCUGGGCAAGAGCUGGCGACUCUACAAGGUGUUUACCCAGAGGGUCCCAGACAAGAGAGUGAUUAUCAAAGACCUGCAGUUGCUGGGGCUGGUGGCAGCGCUGGUGAUGGCUGAUGCAAUCCUGCUCACGGCUUGGGUGCUGACUGAUCCCAUCCAGUGCCUCCAGAUCCUUGGUGUCAGUAUGACGGUGACAGGGAGAGAUGUGUCCUGCUCCUUGACCAACACACAAUUCUGUGCUUCCCGGUACUCAGAUGUCUGGAUCGCUCUUGUUUUGGGAUGCAAGGGGCUGCUGCUGCUGUAUGGUGCGUACCUGGCUGGGCUGACUGACCAUGUCAGCUCUCCUCCUGUGAAUCAGUCCUUAACCAUCAUGGUUGGGGUCAACAUCCUGGUACUGAUGGCUGGCCUGCUUUUUGUGGUCACCAGAUACUUGCACUCCUGGCCCAACCUGGUCUUUGGACUCACGUCUGGAGGCAUCUUCGUUUGCACAACCACCAUCAACUGCUUCAUCUUUGUUCCCCAGCUGAAGCAAUGGAAGGCAUUUGAAGAGGAAAACCAAACAAUCAGACGCAUGGCCAAAUAUUUCAGCACUCCCGGCAAAAGCUUCCAUCCCCAGUAUGAGGCACAGAACUGCCAUCUGAGAGAAGAGAAAAGUUCUAUGGAGAGACUCCUCACAGAAAAAAAUGCUGUGAUUGAAAGCCUGCAGGAACAAGUAAACAACGCCAAAGAGAAGCUAGUGAGGCUGAUGUCAGCAGAGUGUGGCUAUGACCUCUCAGUGUCGAAUGUCCCACCUGCCUUGUCCCAGAGCAAGGAUGUCCAGGCUGCAGCAUCUGUCCACAGCCUGGCAGCUCCAGGGCCUUUGCAAUGCCUCUCUGACUCUCAGGGUGAUCCCAGCACAGCUGCCCAGGACUCCCAGCAUCCCUCGGGGCCCUCCUCUCAGUUAUACAACCUUCAGGGAUCUGUGAAGGACACCAGCCCCUCUCCAGGGCAGGAGGAGAAGACAUCUGACUUCAAAGACUUUUCUGAUCAUUUAGACUUGGGCUAUAGCCAGAAGUCACAGGCCAACGAAAGCCAGCAUCCAGAAAGAGGAGGCCAAGUACACAUGGAGCCCAGCGGGAGAUUCAUAGCAGGUAGAGGGGGCUCUGAUCCCCAGAGACAGAAGCAGCUAGAGAACUCACAGGAGUCCCCAGAGCGGCUGCCAAGGGUCAAUUCAGUAAUCAGGGAGAAGCUCCAGGAAGUGUUACAAGAUCUGGGCCUGGGCCCUGAAGCCCUCCUUCCCUCCUCACCUUCCUGUCCUCCCCAGUCCUGGAAGAGUAGUGCUGCCCACAGCCCCCAGAAGGUACCCUUCUCCAAGGAGCUGGGCUUUAGCCCCUACAUUGUGAGGAGAAGGCGGGCCGCUCAGCGGGCUCGCUCACACGUUCCUGGCUCUGCACCCACAUAUAUGGGGCGUCGGGCAAACAGGGUUGUAUCUGGGGCAUGCGGUGGCAUGACUGUACAGAAUGGAAACAGCCCCAGCCCGGACCCCCAAACUGCCGAUUCCAGAGUACCAAGAGCUUCUUCCAGGAAGCCUCCAGGACUCCCAGAUCUAGGUACCCAAGAAGGCAGCAAACAAUGCCAGACAGAGCCCCAGAGGGCGGAGGGGAACGAAGCAGUCUUAACUCACCAGUCUUCUGCUUCUAGCCAGGUGCUGAGUCCCGCUGCCCUUCGCCUAUCCAAAGCCUCACUAGACCUGCCUGAGCAGCAGCUGCUGCGGCCCCCCGCAGCCUCAGGCUGUCCCUCCUUGUCUUCUCAGCGCAACUGCCUGGACACCGAGUCCAGCAGCUCAGAUGAGUUCUUCUGCCGCUGCCACCGGCCCUACUGUGAAAUCUGCUUCCAGAGCUCCUCUGCCUCCAGUGACAGUGGCACAUCAGACUCUGACCCUGAGCCUGAUGGAGGACUGGCUUCCUGGGAGAAGCUCUGGACCUGCCCCAAGCCCAUUGUGAACUUCAAAGAUGACUUGAAACCCACACUGGUGUGAAAAGCAGCAGAGCUGGUCUGACAAAGAGAUCCAUCCAGGACAAGCUGGGCCCAGCCUACAGAAGAGCCGAUCCUGGUGUUCAGGGGACAGACCAGUACUUACCAAGCUUCAGCUGCGCUCACCGUGUUACUGUGACACCUCUUGGGCUAUACAAAGAGAGGUGCUGCCUGUCUCGUUACUACCUCACAGCAUCACUGUAACGGACUCCAGUUGAGUGACUAAAAGAUAUUGACUCCUUGGCCACGAGGUGCUAAAUGAGCAUGCAGGGCCUUCUGUCCAGGUCAGCUAGCACUCUACGAAACUCUUAAUAUAUACCAGAUGGAUGGCUGGGUACACAGACCUCUGGAGAGUGGAUGGGAAACUUCUGCAGAACCUGAGUGAUAGAUUGUGACUCCCAUGCACUGACUUUUGGUAGGCAAACCUACCAGGAAGAUAAAUCUAUGUCCUUGGUGCUCCUGCUCCAGGAACAGGGUGGUCUUAUUUCUGAUGAAGGUUGUGAACAGCACUGACCAACUUCCAGCCAGACUCAGCUCAAGUCACCAUUGUUUCUCAUUCACAUCUUCCCACCAUCCCGACACCUUUCUAUUAUCCCUGACUAGUCAGGUCUCCAUGUGUUCACAGGCUACCCAGGUGUCUCUCCUGGGCCCUGAUGGUAUCCAGGCCUCUCCCAGUCCUGUGACCCAUCUCCGUGACCCCCAGUAUACAGUUUUGCACUGGGUAGAAGUGUGUGCUGAUAACCUCUAUCCAGGCAAUGGAGACCUUGUUGGUCAAGAGGUGCUUUUGGUGCCAUUGAGGUUACAUUACCACUGACAGACAUAUAAAUUUGGAAACAACGUAGAGUAAUAGGAAGGGAAAAAUGGGGAACAAAAAGGCAGGAAAGAAAACAUUUUGAACAUUAAACUUUACUCUGGCAGGAUGGUUGGCAAUAUCAAAUUUUGGCAAUCCCUUAUGACAGUCCUGUGAAGGGGUCACUCUCAGUUUUACAGGGAGGGAAGCCAAGGCUGAGAGAAGAGAGGUAACUUUCCUGACUUCCCACUGCUAGAGAGUGGCUGAUGGACUUGCACACAUUUCCUGGGACUCCAUAGGGGUGGGUGUCCCCAGGAACACAUCUCUUCACUAGUUCUUGGAGUGAUUGGUAGGGCUUGGCAGACCAGACAGUAAAGCAAGGGUGGUAUAAAAACCCUGAGAUAUCCCCACCCUCUGGUCCAGAAUAACAAAACUGGGUUCCUCGCCUCAGCAAGCAGGCCUCCACAUCCUCACUGCCACAGGGCAUGCCCACGCUCUGGAGGGAUUCUGGGAGUUAGCGAAGGGUGAAUGCCAGGAACGCAUGCACCAAAGCCGCAGGGAGCACAGCUGGGUCCACUGUGCUUACUGCUGAGCUGGUUGUCAUCCACAGGCUGCUCCCUGCCCCACUCCUGCACGUGCUUCUGCAGGUGUGCACGUGUUUGCAGGAAAGAGUUUGGGCCUAUUUAGGUAUGCUCUGAGGGGGGCAUUUGUCUCUAAAUGUCUCAGAUUUCUCACAAACUCUCUAGGACUGCUGACACUUUGUGAUUCUCCAGGCACGGGACCAGGAGGCCCUCUUGGUAAAUAGCUUCUUCUGUCAUCUCCUUUUAAAUACGAAUGUCAUAAUUUAUUCUGCAUGUGGGUUUGUAGUUUCUGCUUGUGUUGUGUGUACGUUGUCCAGGCGAUACCUUAAUAAAAGAGAAGUUAUUUCCAAGGCAAGCCUUUUUGGAAAUUGUCAUCUUGGGCUGGGGAAGAGACACCUGGAGAAGUCUGAAACAUCCGAAAGAAAUGCAGAAACCAUCGGAAUUGCUGCUGGGUUACAGUAUUCUACCCAACUUCCAUUUAUAACAGAUUCUACUGAGGUCUCCAUGUACAGCUUCCUGUCUCAGAAACACUCUCCUCAGUAGAUAGAGGAAAUGCCAAAGACCCUGGGCUCUCCCCUACCCGCUAGAGACCAGGGGCUGGGCUUCAUCUUUGCUCCCUUCUCUCCAGUGUGUCCCAGCCUGUUGUCCAUUCCUGUGGAAUCCUUCUGGACUGCUCAUUCUCUUUGUUCCUAGGCCCUUGAUCCCACCAUCCUGGCCCUUCCACAUCUCCAUCUUUUUUCUCUCUAGAAAUUCUUCCCCCACUUUGUGUACCUUGUGAAUUAUUCACCCGUCCAGAUUCAGGUGGAGCAUACAUUCUCUCUGACUGAUUAAGGAAGGAUGUUUUGGGGUCCAUCUUUUGGACUCAGCUGCAUUGGGGCUUCUGUUAUCCAUUUUACCUAGAAUGACUUGGUGACUCUUGCUAGACCUGGUUGAAAAGGUGAAGAGUCUACCCUGAAUUUUCCUUACUUACCAUGUGGUUUAAAAACUAUGAGCCACACAUCAUGUCUGCCUGCCCGAAAAUGCUGUCUUCAACUCCGAUGUCUACUCUGAGCACCACCCCCCAUCCUCACCCCUAGCCAACUCCUUUCCUGAAGAUUUUCCGUCAUGAUUUCUUAAAGGGAUGAGUGUGCCAUGAUUUGGGCAUGUGCAUGGUUGUUAUACUCUUGAAGAAAAGCAGUAAAUUCUGCAUAAAAAUCCCAGAGAGG
This is a messenger RNA of Tupaia belangeri chinensis (Chinese tree shrew), 4766 nucleotides long. Its product is annotated as putative G-protein coupled receptor 156. The record is from RefSeq and is a predicted model, not a curated record. Gene Ontology annotation, biological process: G protein-coupled receptor signaling pathway; gamma-aminobutyric acid signaling pathway. Gene Ontology annotation, molecular function: G protein-coupled GABA receptor activity. Gene Ontology annotation, cellular component: membrane; G protein-coupled receptor heterodimeric complex. Lineage: Eukaryota; Metazoa; Chordata; Mammalia; Scandentia; Tupaiidae.